This is a messenger RNA of Microcebus murinus (gray mouse lemur), 3895 nucleotides long. Lineage: Eukaryota; Metazoa; Chordata; Mammalia; Primates; Cheirogaleidae. The record is from RefSeq and is a predicted model, not a curated record.
GGCAGCUGCGCUGCGCUGCGCGGGAGCCUCAGCCCAGCCGCCGCGGCUGACGGGCUGACUCGGCCCGAAGGCAGAGCGAGCUGGCCAGGGGCCGGGGCCCCUCGCCCGGGUGGACCCGCGGAGCUCAGACUCAGGGCGCUGGCCGGCCAGCAAGUGUCUGGAGACUGCCCCUCCGCCCCUGCCACCAAAGAGGCUGGGAGACUGUCCCGGAGCCGGCAAGAGUGGGCAGCAUGGAGGCGGAGUCCUCCCAGCCUCCCAACGGCAGCUGGCCCCCAAGUCAGAAUGGGAGCAAUGCCGAGGCUGCCCCAGCUGUGAACCUCACCUUCUCCUCCUACUACCAGCACUCCUCCCCUGUGGCGGCCAUGUUCAUCGUGGCCUACGCCCUCAUCUUCCUCCUCUGCAUGGUGGGCAACGCCCUGGUCUGCUUAAUCGUGCUCAAGAACCGGCACAUGCGCACCGUCACCAACAUGUUCAUCCUCAACCUGGCCGUCAGCGACCUGCUGGUGGGCAUCUUCUGCAUGCCCACCACCCUCGUGGACAACCUCAUCACUGGAUGGCCCUUCGACAACGCCACAUGCAAGAUGAGCGGUUUGGUGCAGGGCAUGUCUGUGUCGGCUUCCGUUUUCACGCUGGUGGCCAUUGCUGUGGAAAGGUUCCGCUGCAUCGUGCACCCUUUCCGCGAGAAGCUGACCCUGCGGAAGGCGCUGGUCACCAUCGCGGUCAUCUGGGCCCUGGCGCUGCUCAUCAUGUGUCCCUCGGCCGUCACCCUGACCGUCACGCGCGAGGAGCACCACUUCAUGGUGGACGCGCGCAACCGCUCCUACCCGCUGUACUCGUGCUGGGAGGCCUGGCCCGAGAAGGGCAUGCGCAAGGUCUACACCACCGUGCUCUUCUCGCACAUCUACCUGGCGCCGCUGGCGCUCAUCGUGGUCAUGUACGCGCGCAUCGCCCGCAAGCUGUGCCAGGCGCCGGGCCCCGCGCAGGCCGGCGAGGAGGCGGCGGCGGGCGGCCGGCGCGCGGCGCGGCGCAAGGCGCGGGUGGUGCACAUGCUGGUCAUGGUCGCGCUCUUCUUCACGCUGUCCUGGCUGCCGCUCUGGGCGCUGCUGCUGCUCACCGACUACGGGCAGCUCAGCGCGCCGCAGCUGCACCUGGUCACCGUGUACGCCUUCCCCUUCGCGCACUGGCUGGCCUUCUUCAACAGCAGCGCCAACCCCAUCAUCUACGGCUACUUCAACGAGAACUUCCGCCGCGGCUUCCAGGCCGCCUUCCGCGCCCAGCUCUGCCUGCCGCCCUGGGGCAGCCACCGGCAGGCCUACUCCGAGCGGCCCGGCCGGCUCCUGCGCCGCCGGGUCUUCGUGGAGGUGCAGCCCAGCGACUCGGGCCUGCCCUCGGAGUCGGGGCCCAGCAGCGGGGCCCCCAGGCCCGGCCGCCUCCCGCUGCGACACGGGCGGGUGGCCCACCAUGGCUUGCCGGCGGAGGGUGCUGGCUGCUCCCAUCUGCCCCUCACCAUGCCGGCCUGGGACAUCUGACGUGGUCCAGGGAGGGCAGGCCUGAGCGGGCAGGCAACACCUGGACGCGAUAGCAGUGUGGUGUGGGGUUAGAGAAAAGGAUGCAUGGUGCGUCCCUCUCCAAAAUAAGGCAGCGGGCAGCCGCUGGGGACACCUUCACCCUCAGAUAGAGGCAGAUAGGCGGAGGACUCUCUGGCGUGUCCCUUCUGUGUGGUAGACAAACAUCAUCUCAUUAGAUUCGCUGAAUGCUUUGGAAAUAGGUUUUCUUUUCUUUUUUUUUUUUUUUUAUUAGUACUGCCUCUAUGGAAUGGAAAUAGGUUUUCUUAUUCCCCUUCUACAGAUGCAAAAACAAGCCUGGAGAGGCGAGGUGAGGAGCCCAAGGUCUUUAGCUGGAAUCUCAUGCGAGCCUGUGAGACUAACUCCUGUCUGGAUUUUGCCAUCUCCAGCUGGCUCCAAAAGGGCCCGUUAAGGUAGAGCAUAGUGAACUGUGUAGAUCCUAGUUAGGCAGCUGGGAAGAGUUUAAAAACAAAGCCCAUCUGUCCUUUGAUGCUUUGAGUCCAUGCGGUGGGGUCUCUUUUGUUCUGUUACCGAAGCCCCUCCCCUUGUCCCUUUCCUAGGAGGACAAGGUGUGCCCCUCCUGCCAGCUUUAAUAUGUUGAUUUGUCUCCUUUGUUCCAAGAAAAGUCCAGGGCCAUUCUCUUCCAGGCUGUCACAGCUGAGCAGCUUCAGAAGGAAUCCUGGGGAACCCUGCUUCAGCUGCAGGGUCAUCUAGGCCUUGCGCUCUGGGUCUGAGCUAGAGAAGGGAGGAGGGGACUCCCUCCCACCUUCACCACCCAGGCCUUGGCAAGAACUCACCAUGUGACAGGCAGCUGCAAGGCCAUAUGGAGGUGUCUGUUUAUUGACUCAUGGACAAGGAGGAAGGGAAAGCAGAGUACCGGCGUCUCGCCUUUGGAAACGCAUUUGCUCACUGGAGCUGCAAGUACAAAGCCUUCCCCAAGGCCUCUCCCCUCCAGGCUCCCUGCGAAGGAGAAGAUCACCAAGAGGGAGAAGACCGCCAACCAAAGCUGUAGCCAGGGUGCCCUCUGGGGAUUCGUGAAAGACACACACUAAACACUCCCCCAGUGCGGAUAACUCGUGUACCCAAAAGAGGAUGGGGACCAGGUGAUCCCUGAUUUGCUCUUUCAUCCAGCAAACCUGCAUCACCUUAAAGAAAUGAGGCUUCUCUCCAGGAGAUGGGAGAAAAUGGGAUCGCCUUGUGUGAUCCUUGCACAGCCCCAGUCAUCUGCAGUUAACUGGACAUUUUCCUCCUCACCUCUGUAGAAAUUAUUGUGCUGCUAAACAUUUAGUGAACAAAAAAGAAACAUUUCCAGGGGUCAGGGCUCUGAGGCUCUGAUUGUUUCCUAAUUGACACACAAUGACAGCCCUGUUUAAGUUCCAAGUACAGGAGCAGAAGAAAAUUCCAAAGCAGUAGCACAAUACAUUCUCCAAGCAUAUCCCCAGACACUGUCUCAUUUGAUCCAUACUAAUGAGAUUGAAAGAGGUGUUGUUCUUGCCAUUUCACAAAGUAACUGAGUGCCAAGGUCACAGGGCCACCGAGGGGCAGGAUUUGGAUUAGAUUUGUGGUCUGUUCUUCCCACGCUGCAUGCUGCUUUUCAAGGAAGGUGGGCAUGGCGGGGAGGAGAGCUGGAAAUGCCCCCAAAAGUUUUUUGCCUAAUGGUGAAUCAGAACACUCAUAGGCCCAGAAUCCUGCCGCCCAGGCUCUUGGUCUGGGAAAUGAGAGUCUUUUGUGUUUACUCUUGUAAUUUCCACCCUGAGCUGUUCUGUGUAUAUUGUCUAUACCCGUGUGCUGAGCAGGCUGCCAAGGUCUAUUAUGACACUGUCCUCUUUCAGGAGUCUGGGGUGAUGGAUGAGGGUCUCAGAGAGGGUUGCCAUCCUGCCCCUCAGUGGUAUUAGCUGGUGCCACGCCUUUCUGGUGCUGUAUCAGUGUCAUGUGUCACGUAGGCCCGAGUGUUCCCAGCUAUUUAGAAUAGGGAAUAGGGAAGAAUUCUGACUCUAGGCUCCAAAUAUAGGCUAGAAAAAGGACUAUCUCAAACCUAAAAUGCCUGUCCCUGUGGCUGGGUAGGAGUUGUCUGAAGACACCAUCUGUUCUCUCCUCUGGAGUGUGUUUCUCCUUUAGCAUGGACUCCCGCGGCACAAAGUCACAGGCUUUGGGGGUGGGGGGACUGGGAUAGGACCAAGGCACUCACCCAAGCCAACCUUUCCAUCAUGCCCCUUUGUUUAAUUACCCCCAAAGAUGCCAUGCUUUGAAAGGUGAUAACUGCCAAAAAAACUGCAUAGGUCACAAUUCAGAUAUUUUGCUGUUAUUUUUAUUUCUUUUAAAAAAAUCAG